Molecule: messenger RNA, 1265 nt
Organism: Salpingoeca rosetta
Lineage: Eukaryota; Choanoflagellata; Craspedida; Salpingoecidae
Exons: 11
Coding region: 68-1156 (362 amino acids)
Biological process (GO): steroid biosynthetic process
Molecular function (GO): 3-beta-hydroxy-Delta5-steroid dehydrogenase (NAD+) activity
Source: RefSeq, a predicted model, not a curated record
CAAGCCGCAACGAUAAUUCACCAUAUCAUUCGUCCGCUUCAGGAGGACAGUGUUGACUGACAACACAAUGACGAGGAGUGGCGGACGCAUCGCCGUGGUCACUGGCGCCGCGGGCUUCCUUGGCUCACAUCUGGUGGAGGAGUUGCUGGAUGACAAGGACUAUGUCGAAGUACGGAUCUUGGAUCUUCGACCCAUCGACAACGAGAUCAUCGCUGGACACAAAGGGCGGGAGAAGUUGGUGAGUGUGACUGGCUCCAUCACGGACGCGGCGUGUUUGACUAAGGCCUUCGCUGACGCGGAUGUCGUGUUCCACGUGGCUGCCUUGGUGGAUUGGGGACAGCGCCCUGCACACGUGCUUCACGAGGUGAACGUCGUCGGCACACAGACCGUGAUCACGGCGUGCCUGGAGCAGCACGUGCCUGCCCUCGUCUUCACGAGCACCAUGGAUGUUGUUUGCUGGAGAGGCAAGCAUCAUCGCGGGGUGACGGACGAGCAGGCCAAGGUGCCACCGACACCAAGCCAGUUCCUGUACGGGGCAUAUGCAACAACAAAGGCGCAGGCAGAGCAGGAGGUGCUGGCAGUCAACGGCACGCAGCUGCGGACGUGUGCCCUCCGGGUCACUGGCAUGUAUGGAGAGCGUGAUCCGUACCACUUGCCCAAUGUGAUGAACGCAGCCAAAUCGGGCUCCCUCGCUGUUCGUCUCGGCAGCCCCGACAUUGUGAUGACGCACAUCUACGUCAAGAACGUGGCCCACGCGCACGUGUGUGCGGCACGCGAGCUCCUUCGUGCUGAUCCGCGGUGCCAGGGCCGCGCCUAUCUCCUCUCAGAGACCACAACCGCAGAAAACUUCUGGGAGUUCUUUGAGGAGUUUGUUGAGGCCGCCGGGUACAGGAUGCCGCCAGCAUGGCCGUACAUCCCAGCAUGGCUGGUCAUCUUGCUGGCCUACAUCAACAUGGCACUUGCGUGGGUCCUCUCUCCAGUCGUCACCUACACUCCAACCUUGACACCUGGCGCCGUCACAGGCAUUCUUUGGUCGCAGUGGUUCAUCGGCACGCGCGCAAAACCCGAGUUUGACUUCCAGCCCAUCAUCACACCUGAAGAAGGGCGUGCGCGCACGAAGCAAGCCAUGCUGCGGGACCUUGACAAGUCGUCAUAACACACACACACACACACACACACACUCUCUCUCUCUCUCUCUCUCUCUCUCUCUCUUUCAUGUGUUCACUGCCUGAAGUUGUUUAUGUGACACUAAAUGGACAGAGAAG